AACGAGAGACUGACAAUUAUGACAGCAGCACAUAACAGAAGAAAAUUCAAGCUCGUAUAGUUUACACGAACUGACUUUAUACCAAAAUGGACAAUGAAGACGAAUUUCCUCAUGGUGGUGAUGGUGGACAAACAUCAGCGGAUACAUCACAAUCUAAAAGUCUAGUAAGUGUUUCUCGUUCUGUUAAAAGAAGUAGGACAUCAGAUAUAUGGAAUCACUUUACGCUAGAAGAAGAUGAGAAUAGUGAUAAGAGAGCAUAUUGUAAGAAAUGCCCAAAGCAGUACUUGAUGUUGCCAACUACUGGAACAUCAAAUCUGAUUCGUCAUCAUGGGAAAUGCUCAAUGGGUGUAGAUGUUGAAAGAAAGACAGUGAAGAUUGAUCAUAAAGUUGCUAGGGAAAAGUUUAGUCGAAUUAUGAUGAGCUGUUUUGGAUUUCUUUGUGUAAUUCUUGCAAUGGGGGCUGUUUUGGAUCCUAGAAUGAAAUUCAAACUUCUAAAGCGAUGUUAUGAUGAGCUUGAUCCAACCACUUCACAAGCAAAAAUAGAUUUCCUCGAGGAUCAGCUUAUUAUGCUUUUUGGAGAAUAUAGGAAAGCAUUUCCUUUGACUCCUGUUGUGAGUUCUACAAGAGCAGGUUCUGGUGUUUCAGGACGAGGACGUGAGAACUUGGACGUGCUAGAUGAUUUGUUUGACUUAGAUGAUGUUCCAGAAGUUGAAGAAACAAAGUCAGCAUUGGAUAUGUAUUUGGAGGACCCAAAAUUAGAGAUGGAAAAUCAUCCUAAUUUGAAUGUUUUGCAAUAUUGGAAAGAGAACAGACAUCGUUUUGGUGCGUUGGCAUACAUGGCAAUGGACGUGCUUAGCAUUCCCAUUACAAGUGUGGCUUCUGAAUCUUCUUUCAGCAUUGGGUCUCACGUUAUAAAUAAAUAUCGAAGUCGUCUUCUUCCUAGCAAUGUCCAAGCUCUAUUGUGUACUCGUUCUUGGCUAUAUGGUUUUGUGAUUGAUGAUGAAGAUGACAAGGGAGAGACGGUUGUUAUUCGAUCAGAUCCAGCUUCUAGAGGAAAAGAACAUGAAUGAUGAUGCUUCAUAGAGGAGAUUGAAGUGGAAGCUUUGAACCAGAAGAAACUCAGAAAAUUAUA
Messenger RNA from Arabidopsis arenosa, 1132 nucleotides. The record is from the annotation of a GenBank genome assembly. NCBI's taxonomy places the organism in Eukaryota, Viridiplantae, Streptophyta, Magnoliopsida, Brassicales, Brassicaceae.